Molecule: messenger RNA, 1585 nt
Organism: Strigops habroptila (Kakapo)
Lineage: Eukaryota; Metazoa; Chordata; Aves; Psittaciformes; Psittacidae
Gene: METAP1D
Product: methionyl aminopeptidase type 1D, mitochondrial
Exons: 11
Coding region: 273-1379 (368 amino acids)
Biological process (GO): proteolysis
Molecular function (GO): metalloaminopeptidase activity
Source: RefSeq, a predicted model, not a curated record
CGUGACCCGGCCUCACGUGGGCAAGAUGGCGGCGCCCAGAGCUGUCAGCGUGAUGAGGGGCGGAGUACCAUCAUGACAGCUGUGGCUGCAUCCUGUUUACAAAUUGCUGCUAGUCCCUUUUUCAGUAGUCCUUGUGGGUUUUGCUUUCCCCUAAUAUGGGCAAUUACGAGGAAAUAUUUCUCACGAGCGUGGACUUGCUCUUCUCCUUGUAAUGACAUAGUCCUGCAAUCCAGGAAACAGUGCUGCAUGGUGUCCAUGUCCACGAUUUCCUGAUGUGGGAAAAACGUGUAGAAAGCAUCUGGAGAGGAGGAGACCCCCUUUACCAGCUUGUUUCCUGUUCUGUGACUGGGUGCCACGUAUUCUUUUCUUGGUGCAAUCGUAUCUACCUGCACAGACAGUCAAGCAAUCAACAGCAAAGAUGCUUCUUUUUUCACGAACAAAGAAAUACUGCUUAUAGUAUAGUUUGGCCAGCCACAGUUUCUCCAGCUCACCCAGUUCCUAAGCACAUAAAGAAACCAGACUAUGUGACGACAGGCAUUGUACCAGACUGGGGAGACGACAUAGAAAUUAAGAAUGAAGAUCAGAUUCAAGGGCUUCGUCAAGCUUGUCAAUUGGCCCGUCACGUCCUGCUUCUGGCUGGAAAGGGCUUAAAGGUUGGCAUGACAACUGAAGAAAUAGAUUCCAUUGUUCAUCAUGAAAUAAUCAGACAGAAUGCCUAUCCGUCACCUCUGGGCUAUGGAGGGUUUCCAAAAUCUGUUUGUACUUCUGUAAACAACGUGGUAUGUCAUGGUAUUCCUGACAGUCGACCUCUGCAGGAUGGAGAUAUUAUCAACAUUGAUGUCACGGUGUAUUACAAUGGCUACCAUGGUGACACUUCUGAAACCUUUUUGGUGGGCAAUGUGGAUAAAUCUGGUGAAAAGUUAGUGGAGGUUGCCAGGAAAUGUAGAGAUGAAGCAAUUGCAGCUUGCAGACCAGGGGCUCCCUUCUCUGUAAUUGGAAACACAAUCAGCUCUGUGGCGCGGCAGGGCGGCUUCCAGGUCUGCCCCUUCUUCGUCGGCCACGGCAUCGGGUCGUACUUCCAUGGGCACCCCGAGGUGUGGCACCACGGUAAGCGGCCCUGCCACCCCCUGCACUCACUCCGCCGCCGGCGAUGGAACAGCUUCGGAGGAGAGGCCAAUGACAGCGAUUUGCUAAUGGAAGAGGGAAUGGCGUUCACAAUAGAGCCAAUAAUAAUGGAAGGAUCCCCUGAAUUUAAGAUUUUGAAGGAUAAAUGGACUGCAAUUUCUGUAGACAAUAAAAGAUCAGCGCAGUUUGAACAUACCAUUGUGAUUACCUCAGAGGGAGCAGAAAUACUCUCUAAACUGGUGGAAGAAGCCUAAAGAUGGAGCAAGGAGUGGAGGGACUCACUGUGCUUCUGGGAUUUCCAGUUUCACUCGGGACAGAGAGGAGAGUUCUGUAAUUUCUGCAGAACUCACAGCAGAGGACAGAAAAAGCAGCUGGAGAGGCUGGCUCUGGAUGUAGUCCUUUCUGUGUGUUACCUGGUGAGGAUUUAAUAAAGUCCCUUGGCUUGUUUGUGACCCUGGAA